This is a messenger RNA of Cyclopterus lumpus (lumpfish), 1480 nucleotides long. RefSeq names its product sterol-C5-desaturase (gene sc5d). Lineage: Eukaryota; Metazoa; Chordata; Actinopteri; Perciformes; Cyclopteridae. Bases 110 to 1018 code for a protein of 302 amino acids. The transcript is spliced from 5 exons. The record is from RefSeq and is a predicted model, not a curated record. Gene Ontology annotation, molecular function: iron ion binding; oxidoreductase activity.
GUAAGAGGUCGCGCGAGCACUGAUUGGUCGCUCGCUUCCCUUUUAGUUCCGACAGGCUAUCCCCACCGGCUUUGUACCGGAACACGAGCAACCUACACACGAUUCCACCAUGGAUCUCGUGCUGAACGUUGCCGACUAUUACGUCCUGUCCCCGUACGUGUUCCCUGCAUCGUGGCCCGAGGACGGGGCCCUGCGGCAGAUCAUCAGCCUGUUGGUGCUCACCAACCUCGGGGCUGCGGUCCUGUACCUGGGCCUGGGAGCCAUCAACUACUUCUGCGUCUUUGACCACAAUCUAAUGAAACACCCACAAUUCCUAGAGAAUCAGGUUCAGAGGGAGAUUAAAUAUGCGAUGACCUCUCUGCCCUGGAUCAGCAUCCCCACAGUGGCCUUGUUUUUCGCUGAAGUCAGAGGGUUCAGCAAACUGUACGACAACGUCGAUGAGUCUCCGCUGGGCUGGCCGGGGCUCUUCCUGAGUAUGAUCUCCUUCCUGCUUUUCACCGACAUGUGUAUCUACUGGAUUCAUCGCUUCCUUCAUCACAAGCUCAUUUACAAGCUGUUUCACAAACCACACCACUUGUGGAAGAUCCCCUCUCCCUUCGCCAGCCAUGCCUUUCAUCCGGUCGACGGCUUCAUGCAGGGCCUCCCGUACCACAUCUACCCCUUCUUCUUCCCCCUCCACAAGGUGCUCUACUUGGCGCUGUACAUUUUCGUGAACAUCUGGACCAUCUCGAUCCACGACGGGGACUACCGCGUCCCCGGCGCUCUGACGAGUGCCAUCAACGGCUCGGCUCACCACACCGACCACCACCUCUUCUUCGACUACAACUACGGGCAGUACUUCACUCUGUGGGACCGCCUGGGGGGCUCCUACAGGCACCCGUCGGCUCUGAUGGGGAAGGGUCCCCAUGACCUGAUCCGGAAACUCCAAGCAGAGGGAAAGUUAGGAGACGACGGGGCGAAGGUCAAAGGGCAAGUGAAUGGGGAUGCUCAGAGAGGAGUCGCGUGUAAGGAGGAGUAACAGAACGGGGAAGUCCCAUUUAAAUGCUGAGAGUGAUCAAUAUUUUUAUAAAGACAAUGCCAUACUCGGCCAGGAAACGAAGCGCAGCGUAAUUUGAGUUCCUGUAUUUGCCAAAAGAGCUGUUGUGAGAUUUGAAACACUGGAUAAGCUGCAUGUGAGAUGGGUUUCCUCCGGAUUCCUGUCAUUUAGAGGCAAAGCUUUGGGAGCAACCCAAUUUGCCAGAUUACAAUGUUGGCAUUCCACAUUCCUGCAAACCACGGAUACGUUGAAUCUCAAUGUUUCUGAUCCAAAAAAACGUGUUUCAUAUCAAUUCUUCUACAUGCAUAUUUGAGAUUGCACCAGUACCGAUAUCAGAUAUCGGUCCGAUACUGACUCAAAGAGCUGGAUCGAGUAUCGGUGACAGUAGGCUGAUGUGGUAUAGGAUACCAAUAUUUUAAUAAAUGACAAUUCUGCACAUGAAUA